CUACUACCAACAUGAGAAUUGUCCGUGCGGGUUGCCGUAGCGUAGUGACAACACGGCACAGCACUUUGGUCGGAGGAGGCUAAGCUGCUGCUAGCCUGGCUGGAGAAGUGAGCGCUGCAGUUUGUUUGUUGUGGAUGCGGACAAGUCAGGCUGUGAUUACAGACAGUUGACGAUCUGAAACUUUUAAAAGAGGAAAAUGAGGCUGAAGGAGAUCCAGAGGACUGCCCACCAGGCGUGGAGUCCAGCCGAGCACCACCCCAUCUACCUGGCCUUGGGAACAUCAGCACAGCAGCUGGAUGCCUCUUUCAACACCACAGCUGCCCUGGAGAUAUUCGAGGUGGAUUUUUCCGACCCCUCUCUGGAAAUGCAGCUCAGAGGGUCGUUGCCCACCACAAACAGGUUGCACAGUAUCGUAUGGGUGAAUUUUGGAAUGGGAGCAGAUGGUACUGGUGGGAGACUGGUUGGUGGCAGUGAAAAUGGCACAAUAACUGUAUAUAACCCAGAGGUUAUAAUGAACUCUGGAGCCGAGGCGGUAGUGGGACAGUCUGACAAGCACACAGGACCCAUUCGAGCACUUGAUUUCAACCCUUUUCAGAGUAAUCUCCUCGCAUCAGGAGCAAAUGAUUCAGAGAUAUAUAUCUGGGAUCUGAACAAUUUUAGCAGUCCGAUGACACCGGGAACGAAGACACAGCCUGCUGAAGACAUCAGCGUCGUGUCCUGGAACAGACAGGUUCAGCACAUCCUGGCCUCUGCCAACCCCAGCGGGAAAGCAGUUGUGUGGGACCUGAGAAAGAACGAGCCUAUUAUCAAGAUCAGCGACCACAGCAACAGGAUGCACUGUUCAGGAAUGCUCUGGCACCCUGAUGUGGCCACUCAGUUGGUGUUGGCCUCUGAAGAUGACCGAUUGCCAGUCAUCCAGAUGUGGGACCUCCGUUUUGCCACAUCACCCCUUAAAGUCUUUGAGAACCACACAAGGGGGAUUUUGUCCAUAUCCUGGAGCCAGGCUGACUCUGAGCUCCUGCUGAGUAGUGCUAAAGACAACAGGAUCCUCUGCUGGAAUCCAAAUACUGGAGAGGUCAUUUACGAGCUUCCAACAACGAACCAGUGGUGUUUCGAUGUCCAGUGGUGCCCCAGGAAUCCAGCCUUGCUUUCAGCCGCCUCGUUUGAUGGGAAAAUCACUGUCUACUCUGUGAUGGGAGGGAGUUUGAAGUCUCAGCAGCAAAGCACGGCUGAUAAGAUAUCCUCCUCGUUUGAUACAAUGGAUCCCUUUGGUACAGGGCAGGUGUUGCCUCCCCUACAGGUUCCUCAGCCUACAGUGCAGGACACCAUAGUUCCCCCUCUGAAGAAACCCCCUAAGUGGGUGCGCAGGCCAGUGGGGGCUUCCUUUGCUUUUGGUGGAAAGCUUAUAACCUUUGAGAAUCCCAAGCUGCCUCCAGUGCAGAGCCCCCAGCCCGUCCCCAGACAAGUGUUUGUGAGCCAGGUUACCACGGAGACAGAGUUCCUCCAACGCUCCAGGGAGCUGCAGGUGGCACUGCAGUCAGGCUCCUUCAACAACUACUGCCAGGCCAAGAUUCAGAACGCCAAGUCAGACGCUGAGCAGGACAUAUGGAAGUUCCUGCUGGUAAAUUUUGAGGAUGAAGCCCGCAUUAAAUUCCUCAGACUUUUGGGUUUCAGCAAAGAUGAACUGGACAAAAAGAUUUCAAAAUGUCUGGGGAAGAGUUUCCAGCACAAUGGACAUGGAGUAGAUGCCAAAGACCUGGCAGAAAAGAUGCAGCGGCUCUCCACUGAGAGGACUGAAGAAGCAACCGAUGCUCGGACCUCUGGUUCUGUUUCACCGGCAGACUUCUUUACUCAAACCCCAAAAGAAAACUCCAAUUUCCAGAUCCCUGUAUCAUGUGACACUGAUGGAUUAAUAAGCCAGGCGCUGCUGGUUGGAAACUUUGAGGGCGCUGUGGAUCUGUGUCUGAACGAUGGUCGUUAUGCUGAAGCCAUCCUGUUGUCUAUCAGCGGAGGAGAGGAGCUGCUCAAGAAAACUCAGCAAAAGUACCUAAGCAGGCAAAAGAACAGCAUUUCAAUGCUUAUAUCAUCAGUAGUGACCCAAAACUGGAGGGACAUAGUGCAAAGCUGUGAGUUGGACAAUUGGAAGGAGGCUCUCGCUGCUCUGCUGACCUACGCUCACCCUGAAGAUUUUGCCCGUCUGUGCGACACUCUGGGAGGCCGACUGGAGCACGAGAAAACAGAGAAGCGCUGCCUUCAGGCCUGUUUGUGUUACAUCUGCUCUGGGAACAUUGAGAAGCUGGUGGAGUGCUGGGCCUCGCACAGAGACAGCUCAUCCCCUCUUGAUCUGGAGGAUCUCGUCGAAAAAGUAAUGAUGCUGCGCAAGUCAAUCGAACGCCUUCGCAACAGCGAGGUGGCGGUCCAGAGCCCCAUCCUGGUCGAGAAGCUAACCUGCUAUGCUGGCAUACUGGCAGCAGAGGGAAGUCUGACCACUGCCAUGACCUACCUGCCUGAGAACUCAGACCAACCUGCAAUCAUGAUGCUGAGAGAGAGGCUGUUCCACGCUCAGGGAGAGGCCGUCGGACAGCAGCCUCUAAACUCCUUCAACAGAGUCAAUGCGUCCGCAACCAAGCCCGCUGCUCCUGCUCAGACUCCUGCACCAAAAGCACAAGUGAUGAGUCAGUAUCAGCCAUCUGGUCCUUCCCAGAUGGCUGCCCAACAGCAGCCUCCCAUGCCGUCGGUUUUUACCCCACAACCUGCUCCAACCAACACCAGGCCUGGUCUGCCACCUUCUUCUCAUGCAAUGGCACCAAGUGCGACCCGCCCUUCCGUGAGGCCUUCCUACCCCCAACACCCUGCUCCGGCUCCAGGUUUCCUUCCUCAUCAGCCAUUCCAGCCUCAGCCCGUUGGCGGACCCUCAGCCUUCCCUCCUCCAGGUCCUUCUAUGCCAGCUGCUAACUUAUCAGGACCUCCAUUACAGCCUUCGUCAUCGAGCCCCGGAGGCCUGCCUCCCAUGCCCAGCCCCGGGGUGCCACCGACGAGCUUUAUGCCAUCUACCUCUUUACCCUCAGGCCCCAUGCCACCCAGCUCCCAACCCGGAGCCCCGGUUCCCAUGUACCCAGGGGCCCUCCACAACCAAGGGCCUGCACCCCCAAUGGCAUCUGGUCUCUAUGCUCCUCCUGGGUCAGGGUAUCCACAAGGAGGCCCCGGUGCUCCUGCUGUAAAACCCUUCAUGGCUCCUGCCGUUGCUCCUCCUCCUACAGGACCUCAAGAAGGCUGGAAUGAUCCACCCACAGUACGAGGUGGACCCAGGAAGAAGAAGGUCCCUGACAACUACACUCCACCAGCCCCCAUCACAGCCCCUGUAAUGGGAUUCCCCGUGGAGGCACCUCAGCCCCACGAUCAUGCCCAAGUCCCCCCUGGAGCCCCGCAGGAGCCCAGUGUGCAGCUCCUCCAGCAGCUGCCAGCAGAGCGGGUGGAGCAGAAAGAAAUCCCAGCUGAACACAUGGUCCUCAAAUCCACCUUUGACAGUCUGGUGCAGCGCUGCCAGCUAGCAGCAAGAGACCCACAAACAAAAAGGAAACUUGAUGAUGCAGCCAAACGUUUGGGAUUCCUGUAUGACAAGCUGAGAGAGCAGUCGCUCUCUCACAACAUCCUGAACGGCCUCCACGAGAUCAGCCGCUGUGUGGCGAGCCAGAACUACCAGCGGGGUCUGGAGGUCCACACUCAGGUGGUCAGCAGCAGCAACUUCAGCGAGAUCUCCGCCUUCAUGCCCAUCCUCAAAGUGGUCAUGACCAUCGCCAACAAGCUGGGCGUCUAAGCCCCGCCGCGGACACCACCACCAAUCUACACUUCAGUGUUAUGACAUUGUUAUAUAUGUAUUUAUUUCUUCUUUUUUUUUUUGACCUGAUGAUAUGCUUUGAUAAUGAGAAUAAUUACUGAUAAUAUUACAGAUUGUGGUCUUCAUCACUCCAUACAUACAUAUUCCUUCCUUCGGAGGACUGGGCUGAUUUGGGGGUAGCGAGGUUGGAUUUUUGUAGAGAUCUGUCGAUGUUGCUGUGGUAAUUUUAUGAAAAGAUGAAUGUAUUCUGAAAGUUGUGACUCUGUGUAAAUUCAAACAGUUGAUGUAAUAUACGAAGCAAGUGGUGCAAAAAAAAAAAAGAGAGAAAAAAAAGUGGUUUGUACAAGUAGGUGCGUUUUCAUAGUUCACAUGUGCAUAUUUUUUCCUCUUCCUAUCCGGCGGUCGUCGAAACAUUUUUUUUGAUUGAAUACAUCCAACUGUAGAAACCAAACAUCUGGGAGUAGCAGCUCCUACAUCCAAUGUAGGGGUGGAAAUUGGGAGAAUAAAAUCUGGGUUGCACUUACUAAUUAUCCUGUCGGUGUAGUUUGUAUGAGGAGAAAUUAUUUCUUUUUUUAUAUUGUAUCAUUUCAUAACAAGCAUCCAGAGCAUUUGUAAAAACACUGUAACAUAAAUACUGAAUGUGUCUCUUCACCUGCUGUAACAGAUUGUGUCCAUUUAACGGUGCCAUGAGGGGGUUUGAGGCCAAAGCACUGCAGAAGACUGAUUGUUAAGUUGCUUUUCGUCAUUUCGUGUUAACUUUGCUCCAUUUGCAUAUUGUUAUUUUGGGAAUGACUUCUUUUUUCUUGUUUUUUGCUUCAGUGUUUCCCAUGUCAACCCCUUCAUCACUGCUGAGUUCACAUGGCAGCUCAUGAACACAAAUUACAUUAAUUUAUGUCGGAACUGCGAAUGAACUCACAUCCAUCCUGCACCCUCUUUGUUAAAGAUGCUCUCAAUCUUUAGGUUUCUUUCUACCCGGGCUCCAUCUUAUGCUUUUUGUAACUCUGAAUGACUUUGUUUUUUAAAAAAAAAUCCUAUUUGUUUUAGUUUAGAUCAUACAAUGAUACCAACUUAAAUGAACUGAAAUUUAAAAUAAAACAACAUGAUAUUCUGAGGUUUUGUAGUUGGACAUAUCGCUGGAUAGUUUGGUGUUUCAUGGCAGCAGAAGGCAGUAAAGUGCCUCGGUGUGCUCACUUUGGUUGCACAGAUAUUUCUACAAUCCAUGUUGCUUACUUUACUCAUUGCGGUAUCUUUUUUCGAAUAAAAAUUUCACUUCAAA
This is a messenger RNA of Larimichthys crocea (large yellow croaker), 5114 nucleotides long. It is a transcript of the gene sec31b, whose product is annotated as SEC31 homolog B, COPII coat complex component. Gene Ontology annotation, molecular function: protein binding; structural molecule activity. NCBI's taxonomy places the organism in Eukaryota, Metazoa, Chordata, Actinopteri, Sciaenidae. The transcript is spliced from 25 exons. Gene Ontology annotation, biological process: endoplasmic reticulum organization; COPII-coated vesicle cargo loading; endoplasmic reticulum to Golgi vesicle-mediated transport. The record is from RefSeq and is a predicted model, not a curated record. Gene Ontology annotation, cellular component: COPII vesicle coat; endoplasmic reticulum exit site. The coding region runs from base 197 to 3817 and encodes 1206 amino acids.